AUCAACUCUACUCUUUAUUCUAUGGACAUAACCAAACGAUAGCGUGAAAAAGUGGAGCUUGUGAAUGAAAUUUGUGUUAAAAUUUUGGCGUUCGUACUCUGAUAAAAUAUGUCCUCUACUGAAGAAAGUGACUUGAAGGCGGGGCAUCCGCCAGCAGUAAAGGCUGGUGGAAUGCGAAUUACACAACAUAAAGGUCCAAAGGAGGAUAAAGAAUCGAAACCAUCCAAAGAAAAGGAUUCUGCUGAAGUGGAAACUGGUGGUGCAGGGGCUUUGAAAGUUUCAACUAGCCCACCGAAGACCACGAUGAUCUCGGGAGCCCCGGUGCGUGGCCACGCAGACUUUCCAGCAGAAGCCGUCCAGAGCUUCCACGAGAAGCCGGUGCCCACGCAUGACGCGCGUUCUACCAGCAACACCCGGCCUAACAUCAUCCAGCAGCCCCGCAAGUAGACACCGCAGCAAGCAAGAGGGAGGGAUAGCAAUUGGAACCACAUUUUUUGGAAUUUGUUGCUAUUAUGGGAACAUGUGCAAUUUUGUAUAUUUUUCAAAACUGUGGUCUGUUAUUGCAAAAAAAAAAAAUACCUACAUGUUAUGGUUGAAGUAGGCAAGUGUUUAGUCUUUUUGUGAGACAUAUUGAAUUUGUUUGAUAACUUGUAUACAUCUUUGUUAUUUUUGCUUUUAGUUGUGAUUGAAAAAAAAAAAGAUAUGUUUUUUUAAAUCAACUUGACUGGUGGAGUCAAUAACUUUACUUCUUUAAGUAUGCAUAAAACAGUUGCUUGAGGAAUCGGUUCUUUUGAUAUAAGUAGGUGUUUAAUAUAUUUUUUUUAAUCAUAUUACUGGGCAUUUGUUUUAAAAAAACAUUAUUAGGUAAAUUGGUACCCAAUUGUUUAUUGCAUCAUGAGAAAAUUUCUUUACUAAAUAUUGUCAUCAAUGUGACUUAGAAUAAAUUAAUAACUUUAAUAAUUGAUAAAUAUAUAUAUAGUUUAUGAUAAAUAUUGUUUCACGUGCUCACUUUAUAAGUACAGUAGAACCUCACAUAUCCGACCAUGGCGGGACCGGGCCAUGGUCGGAACGGCCAAAAGGUCGGAUAUCCGUAGGAGCAAAAAAAAACCCUUUCCCAGCUAUACAGUAUGUACAUUAAUACAACUUUAUUUGUAAAAAUGAUGCUGUAUACAUUUCAAACAUUUAUUUUUUGUUAAAUUAUAAAUGAGAAGAUGAAUACAAUGUAAGCAUACCUUAUUUAAAGAAUUCAGUAAUGUAUUUUUAGUUUCAGUUUUGCCUCAUCUUGAUUUUGCGGAAGUGUCUCUCCACUUUUUUUUGCCCACAAUACAUUACGUUACGUUAAAAAAAAGCAUAGGACAGUACAAGAUUAUAGUACGAGCACAUUCUACACCAGCAAUCACGGCUGAACUGACAGUUUGCGACACGGAAACAUGUAGAUGCGUCACAUUUUCAAGUCUGAACAGGCUCGCCAACCACGGAGACUAGGUCGGAUAUCCGGAGGAGUCGGUUGAGGGGUCCUACUGUAAUAGUAAUUACAUUGUUAUGUAGGAUACAUUUAUUUCUGUUUAGGUGUAACUAAAAUAAUUGUUUAAGGGAAAAUUUUUUUUAAUACUUAAUACUUGUAAUUUUGUAACAAUGGUUUAUGGAAAACUUUACAUUUAAAUAGUAUAUUUUUUCUGGUCAGGAAAAAUUGAAAGACUGAGCUUGUUAUUAUAGCUAUAGGUGAAGUACUUCAUUGCAUUUUAUGUCCAGAAGGAAUGUAGGGACCAUUUGUUAAGGGAAAUAAACUCUUAAAACCCAAA
Messenger RNA from Bacillus rossius redtenbacheri, 1802 nucleotides. Its product is annotated as death-associated protein 1. NCBI's taxonomy places the organism in Eukaryota, Metazoa, Arthropoda, Insecta, Phasmatodea, Bacillidae. The coding region runs from base 109 to 447 and encodes 112 amino acids. The transcript has 3 exons. Gene Ontology annotation, biological process: negative regulation of autophagy; cellular response to amino acid starvation; apoptotic signaling pathway. Gene Ontology annotation, molecular function: death domain binding. The record is from RefSeq and is a predicted model, not a curated record.